This is a messenger RNA of Protopolystoma xenopodis, 228 nucleotides long. The record is from the annotation of a GenBank genome assembly. NCBI's taxonomy places the organism in Eukaryota, Metazoa, Platyhelminthes, Monogenea, Polystomatidea, Polystomatidae.
AUGGCUGGGGUGCUGGUCUGGAACCUGAUAGGCCACGCACGAGGCCAGCGAGACACCGCCUCCUACGGUUCUCGUUUUGAGGUGUCAAGGUCAGCUUCUGAUUGGCGCAAGAGGCUUUCGUAUGAGAGGCGGUGUCGGGUGGACCCAAUUGCGAGCUCAGAUCCGACUGCCGAGACCGUGGUUGGUUUACAGUCUGAGUGCCAAUCAAGUCACUCAAACUUGGCAUAG